UCUUAGAUCGCCUCCUCGUGGUGCACCCUGGGUAACGCCAAAUGAUCUAUUCCCCCUGGAUGCUGUCCUCUUCAGGGGCUCCAGCAUCCUCUGGUAACGACCGUUUUUGUCCUCGGACCACGUUUCUUUAGAUCCUCUUUUUGUAUUUGAUCGCUUUGGGCUGGUGGUCACAGGUUUCUGGACCUAGCUGUCUUCUGACACGGUAGCACCGGGGUGAAACUCGCGUGUGAACGGCUCCAGGCUAAGUCUCUGGCUGCCUCCGUCCCGUUAAAACCCUGGCAGGCCUCAAGGUACGUUCUGCAUCCGUCACCAUUAAGUUGGUCGUGUAGGUUCGGUUGUAGUUUAGCUCCCGAUUAGUUCUGGUCUGGCUCUGAGCACUUGUUCCCAUAAGGACCUGUGCCAACCCUCGCAUGGCCUCCAUGCAUUUGCAUAGAUAACCAUGGGACUUCUUUUUAUCAGUAACUACACUUACGGGUGUCAGAUAGCGGCUUUGAGUGGGGACCCUUUUAGAAUGAACAAAUCAAAUAAAAAUUUUAACAAACCUCCUAAAACUCCGAACCCUUCAGGGGGGCGUUCAAGCCUUACAAGGCAAGCGCCUAUUAACAACCAGCCGUCUAGAGCUUCUGCUCAGGCGGUUCGUACAUGUAAUGCUCCGUCAUUAAACACCUUGGCAACUGUGCCAGGUGGUAAUGCUGCCUCCUGCUCCUCUGCUAGUGCUGCGGUCAAAGCUAAUACGCCAACCGCACCAUCUGCAAUUAGUACCAACUCAACUUCUGGUACACGUUCCCACCCUAACCCCUCGACAAGGGCGUAUAGGGCGCGAAGGUCAGCAUACCGCAUCCUCUCUAGGCUCAAUGCCGUGGAUCCUUCCUCGCUCUCAGAAAGCGAUAAGGCGUCACUAAAGUGGGCAAGGGAAAAUGUCAAUCUCCGGCCCUCUGACAUCGCUUCUACCUCUACACCUGCUCACAAACGACAAAGGUCGAUUGAGCAGGCCGGUAAAUCAAUUUUGACAAGCGCUCCUAAGCGCCCUAAAUUUGGUCCUCCGAGACUCCCAUCUCUAUCAAAACCUCUUAGCGAGAUAGUCAAGGAGAGCCUGACCUGGGCCAUCAUCAACGCUGGCAGUAGUGAUGGCACCAUCUCUCCAGCAAACUGGAAGAAAGUUGAACGGGCUCUCCUCAAAAUAUAUAUGGAAAUUAUUGCCCUCAACCCUGGGCCAUCUCCUAGUUGUAAAGACGCUGGAUGGUACCAGGGUCAUAUUAAAAUUAUCGCCUGCUCAGACUAGCGCUCCGCGGAUCUUUAUAAGCAGGCGAUCGAAAAGGUUGGGGAACUCUGGCCCGGCGCACAUCUCAGAGCUGUUUCGGUGGAAAAUAUAUCACAACGCCCCCGCUCCAAAGUGUGGCUUCCUUCGGAGCUUACUUCCCCUGAGGAAAUUCUUUCCGUUUUAAGGGCCAGUAACACUGACCUCCCCACACAUAACUUGAAAGUUGCGAAGGUCAGUGACCCCAAGGGCGACUUCGUCGAAGCCGUCGUAGUUCUUAACGAACAAUCUUUGGCACCCCUUCAAGCCCGAAAUGGGGUGAUUCACUAUGGCUUCGGUUCGGUCACCCUACGUGUUUACAAAAGUGACUCUCAAGCCGCUAAACAACAACAACCUUCUGGGGGAGCACCUUCGGAAACGAUCUCUGAUGACGGAAUCGGUUCCAUCUCCGUUCUAAAUAACCCCGAUGCAGGGACUUCCGAUUUAAUCGGCACUCCUUCCUCCGAAGAUGGAGGUAGCGUAAUCUCGUCUUCCGAAAUGGUCGGCGAGUUCUUUACAGGUAUGGCGCUCUCCCGGGAGACCUCACCGAUGUCGGACGAGGAUGAACUGGACAGUACCAUAGUUGAAAAACAACCAAGCUGUUGAAGGUCGUCCAAAUUAACCUCCAACACUCCAAAACUGCUUCGGCAGCCCUUCCCCUCCGCCUAGCUGAAAAAGGAGAGGACAUAAUGCUGAUCCAAGAACCUUGGAUUGUAAACAAUCGGGUUUGCGGACUGAAUACAAACGGUUAUCGGUUAGUAUUCACAGAAGGUCAAGGUUCAGUGACAAUGACAAUGUAGCCAUGGCCAUCGAUUACGACUCCAAGGCCCUUUGGAUUGUCUCAGCAUAUAUGGCACACGAUCACGGUGCCACUCCACCACAGGACU
Teleopsis dalmanni is the source of this 2184-nucleotide messenger RNA. RefSeq lists its product as uncharacterized. Lineage: Eukaryota; Metazoa; Arthropoda; Insecta; Diptera; Diopsidae. The transcript is spliced from 2 exons. The record is from RefSeq and is a predicted model, not a curated record. Bases 440 to 1282 code for a protein of 280 amino acids.